Molecule: messenger RNA, 1226 nt
Organism: Cuscuta epithymum
Lineage: Eukaryota; Viridiplantae; Streptophyta; Magnoliopsida; Solanales; Convolvulaceae
Source: the annotation of a GenBank genome assembly
UUUCGAACCUGCAAAUCCAAAACUUAACAGUGCCUUGAACAGAGUGAAGGAGCUCGAGCACAGAUAACUAACAAUGGGGAAACGAAUUCGGAAAAUGAGAUCGAUCCGUUGCUGCGUCUCUCCUCGAUUGAAGUUUCUAACUCCUCACUCCAUCUUCUCCUGGUAUGAAGAGGACACGUGGACAGAGAUUGCAAAGUAUUUGGAUGGGAAGUCGUUGAUAAUGCUUGCAGCAACUUGUAAGUGGUUCCAACAUGUCAUCAUGAGUGAGAGUGUCUGGAAGCACGCUUCUUUGCGUGACCUUGAGGUUUCUGAUCCUGGAAAAGUGGGUUGCAAAUGGAUUAAGCUAUACGCUACAGCCUUCGAUGGCAGUCAUUCUUACAUGUUCCGCCAGGCAGAUAAGCACAUUGACUGGAUGCGCAUUGGAGCUUUUGUUUUCGAUUCACAAGCUGCACUUCUUACAGAAAAUCUAAUUACUCCUUUAAGAAUCCCAAGAGAAGAAACAACAGAAGAAAUGGUGGAGCUGAAUGGCAGAUGCGUGGUAAGCCCUAUCAGGAGUGGCAUUUGGCUUGCUGAUUUACAACUUGUUCGAUGCCCGGUCUGUGAUCUCAAUACAUGUGAUGGAACAAUGCAGACAUUAGAUGCAAGACACAUUGAGCUGUUCCUGAGUGAGGGGUACCAGGAUGGAAGCUGGAAUUAUGAGUUGCUAGGGACCCAUGAGGUGAAGAAGAGAGCAGAUGGAGCAACUGCUGCAAUUUUUGAUAUCAGGCAUCUCAAAGAUUGCACCACCCAAAUGGUUCUUGAUUUUGACUCAUGGAAGGGGAAACCAAAUGAUUGGCAGCCUAAAUCUGUUGUUGCCCCUCAUGCAGUGGCAGUCAACACCAACUUACAACCAAAUGACGGUCUUCAAGUGAAAUACCAUGGCAUGAAGGCAGGAAGCGAUGGUGAAAUAGUUUCAAUCAGAAUAUCUCAGCAACUACUUUAGUCACUCCUAUGAUGAUUCUGAAUGCCCUGCAUAUAUAUCUAUACUCAUAAUUUUAGUCCAGGCUGGAAUAGAGGUUCUUUUAAUGUCAUCUUUCUUACCAGACGAUGUUUUAAACUUGCGCCAACUUAGUCUAGCAGUUCAGGACGUUCUCAAUUACUUGGUCUAAUUAGCGACCUAGCUAUGGAGAGAUACUUCGUAUAUCAUCAAUUUUGUCUGCUAAAAUAAAAGUACAACUUUUACCCAG